This is a messenger RNA of Capsicum annuum, 1083 nucleotides long. RefSeq names its product F-box protein CPR1. The record is from RefSeq and is a predicted model, not a curated record. Bases 1 to 1083 code for a protein of 360 amino acids. Lineage: Eukaryota; Viridiplantae; Streptophyta; Magnoliopsida; Solanales; Solanaceae. Gene Ontology annotation, molecular function: protein binding. The transcript has a single exon.
AUGCCAGUUCACUUUCAAGAGGAUAUACUUGCAAACAUACUCUGUAGGUUACCUGUGCGGUCUCUUCUUCGAUUCAAAUGUGUUUCUAAAUUAUGGAAAACAUUGAUCGAUGAACCGCAUUUUAGGAUGAUGCAUCUCAAUCAUGCCAAGAAUGACAAAAAUUCCCAAAAUUUUCUGUUUUACCAACUGCGCCCAAUGGAAGCUAUAUUUUCCAUUUAUUGUUGUCCUUUGUCAUCGGCUACACUUGCUGAGGAUGUACGGGAACUGGAUUUCCCUUUAAUUGUUGAACCACGGUUUUGCCAAGUCUAUUGUUGUUGUGAUGGCUUGGUUAUUAUCACCGUGUAUGAUAAUUUAGCUGAAUGCCACAGACUUUUGCUAUGGAAUCCCUCCACGCGAGAAUCCAUUGUACUUCCCACUCCAAAAUUAUCAUUGAAUGGGAUUUGUUGUUUGGGAAUGAGUUUCGACUCAAAUACUGGUGAUUAUAAGAUCCUUAGGAUUCUCGAGGACCGAAACCAAGGUCGCAAAGCACGAGGUGAAAUAUUGGCGCUUAAAAGUGGUUCCUGGAGAAAAAUUGAUGAACAUCCUGAUGUCUUUCAAUAUAUUCUGCUUGGCAUGCAUUCUUUGGCAUAUAUACAAGGGGCAUUUCAUUGGGUUGGUUUUUCAAGAAAUUAUUUUGUGGUUUCAUUCAAUAUAUCUCAUGAAGUGUAUGGAGAGAUACCAUUGCCAGAGCAAAUAAGCAUGAGCUAUAUUGAUAUUGGUGUUUCAGAAUUGGAAGGAAUGCUUUGUGCUUAUUCUAAUGUGCAUCAUCAGGGGGAGAACACUUUUAAGUUAUGGAUGAUGGAAGAUUAUGGUGUCCAAGAAUCUUGGAAUGCAUUAUUCUGCAUAACAGAUCUCAAUAUUGAUAUACCUGUACCGAAAUAUGUGUUUGCAAAUGGGGAAGUGUUAUUCUGGUGCAUAUAUUAUGGACGCGCAGAGAAUUCAUAUUGGACACAGAAUGGUCCCUUUACAUUAUUGCCCCGAGGUCUACGUCAGAAUGGAUUUGUUUUUAUAGAGAGCUUGAUCUCUCCAAGAUUGCUUGCUUAG